AUGCCGCCCUAUUUGAAGGCGGUGGUGGUGGGCUCGGCCGCGCUGGGAGGAUUGUACGUGGAGAGCCAUGUGGAGACGAUGCCGCUCAACGGCCGCCGCCGCGUCAUGUUCCUGUCGCCGGAGCACGAGGAGCGGCUGGGCGAGCAGGCGUACCGAGAGAUACUGAGCAGCUCCCGCCUGCUGCCGCCGUCGCACCCGAUGUCGCGGGCGGUGGCGCGCGUCGGCCACAAGAUCGCGAGCGAGUCGGACGCGCCCUUCAUGAAGUGGACGUUCCAUGUGAUCGAGGCCAAGGAGCCCAACGCCUUCUGCCUGCCUGGGGGCAAGGUGUUUGUGCACUCGGGGCUCUUCAAGGUGCUGCGCGACGAGGACGCGCUGGCCGCCGUCAUGUUCCACGAAGCUGCACACGGCGUGGCCCGUCAUGGCGCCGAGAAAAUCUCCUUCAGCUUGCUGGUGUAUGGACUUCUGGCGCUGCUGUUCCCGGACUACGGCCAGAUUAGCGAUCUGAUGGUGAAGCUGGCUGUGGACCUGCCGUUUUCGCGCAAGUUGGAGCUGGAGGCCGACUCGAUUGGGCUGCGACUUAUGGCGCAGGCGUGCUACGACCCUCGCGCCAGCAUUCAGAUGAACACGUUGCUGGGCCAGCUGGACAAAGGCUCGCAGUUCAAGUACUUCUCGACGCACCCGCCAAGUGAGGAGCGAGUGAAGGCGCUUCGGGAGCAACUGCAAACCGCAGUGGACAUCUACGAGGCGUCGGACUGCGGUGCACGGAAGCAGGCAUUUGCGAAGGCAAUGAAGCCAGCCUUUUCACCUCAGGAAAAUGCAACUUUUGACUGGUAA
This is a messenger RNA of Phytophthora sojae, 834 nucleotides long. RefSeq lists its product as hypothetical. The transcript has 6 exons. Gene Ontology annotation, cellular component: membrane. The record is from RefSeq and is a predicted model, not a curated record. Bases 1 to 834 code for a protein of 277 amino acids. NCBI's taxonomy places the organism in Eukaryota, Oomycota, Peronosporomycetes, Peronosporales, Peronosporaceae. Gene Ontology annotation, molecular function: metalloendopeptidase activity.